Aaosphaeria arxii CBS 175.79 is the source of this 368-nucleotide messenger RNA. RefSeq lists its product as uncharacterized. Bases 82 to 267 code for a protein of 61 amino acids. Lineage: Eukaryota; Fungi; Ascomycota; Dothideomycetes; Pleosporales. The transcript has 2 exons. The record is from RefSeq and is a predicted model, not a curated record.
GCUGGCCAGCCAUGCAUGUUCUGGGUGAGGAUCGACAAAGACUGACAUGCGCUCGCUGGACUUAACUUGACAUUGCUUUAGAUGGUGGAUCGAUUCAUUCUUAUGCGGAUGGAUUCAUAUUGCGCUUGUUCUCGCAGGGCUUCUGGCUGUAGCGCUCCUCCCACUUAUUGUCGAUGUUCUGAUGUAGUAACAUCAUUCUGUGUAUCCUCAUCCACGUAUAGCGCAUUGUAUUGCACAUCUAAUGGUGCGUUGAACAAAGCGGGGUAGUUUCUUGGAGCCCUCAUCGUGAGGUUGUAUAGGACUACUUUAUCGGCGGCGUUUUCUCCUAUUGCCGCAGACAGGAGACUGUGGGAGGGGCCCUGCGUGUG